GCCUACAAUAGAAGGCGGUGUUUCAGAAGUUGAGAUAAUUUCACAACAAGUCGAAGAAGAGACAAAAAGCAUUGCUCCUGUACAGCUUGUGAAUUUUGCAUAUCGAGAUCUCCCUUUAGCUGCACUUGAUCUGUCUGUGGCUGGGUCCCAACUUUUGUCAAAUUUGGAUGAGGAGUACCAAAGAGAAGGAUCUAACUGGCUAAAACCGUGCUGUGGGAGACGAGCAGCUGUGUGGCAGGUAUUUUUGAUCAGUGCAAGUCUCAACAGUUUCCUGGUAGCCUGUGUAGUAUUGGUGGUGAUUCUUCUGACUCUGGAACUCCUAAUAGAUAUAAAGCUUCUCCAGUUUUCAAGCGCUUCACAGUUUGCAGGAGUAAUUCAUUGGAUCAGCCUAGUCAUCCUGUCUGCUUUCUUUUCAGAGACUAUUUUGAGGAUUGUGGUCCUUGGCAUAUGGGAUUACAUUGAAAACAAAAUAGAGGUGUUUGACGGUGCUGUCAUCAUUUUGUCCUUGGCACCAAUGGUGGCUUCAACAGUGGCUAAUGGCCCCAGCAGCCCAUGGGAUGCAAUCAGCCUUAUUAUCACACUGCGAAUAUGGAGAGUGAAGAGGAUCAUUGAUGCCUAUGUCCUCCCAGUGAAACUGGAGAUGGAGAUGAUGAUUCAGCAAUAUGAGAAGGCAAAGGUUAUUCAAGAUGAGCAACUGGAAAGACUAACCCAAAUCUGCCAAGAACAAGGGUUUGAAAUCAGGCAGCUGAGGGCCCACCUUGCUCAGCAGGAUUUGGACCUGGCUGCAGAGAGAGAAGCUGCGCUGCAGGCUCCACAUGUGCUGAACAAACAGAGCAGCAACAGGUAUAAGGUGGUAGCAACUGAAGAUUCGGAUGACGAAGCCACCGAGAACAUCACUGAGUUGCGACCUCCACGAG
Messenger RNA from Merops nubicus (carmine bee-eater), 917 nucleotides. Its product is annotated as transmembrane protein C15orf27-like. Gene Ontology annotation, molecular function: monoatomic ion channel activity; voltage-gated channel activity. Gene Ontology annotation, biological process: transmembrane transport; monoatomic ion transport. The annotation marks the transcript as partial. The record is from RefSeq and is a predicted model, not a curated record. Gene Ontology annotation, cellular component: plasma membrane. The transcript has 7 exons. Lineage: Eukaryota; Metazoa; Chordata; Aves; Coraciiformes; Meropidae.